Neofelis nebulosa (Clouded leopard) is the source of this 1984-nucleotide messenger RNA. RefSeq names its product solute carrier family 25 member 18 (gene SLC25A18). The record is from RefSeq and is a predicted model, not a curated record. The transcript has 10 exons. Lineage: Eukaryota; Metazoa; Chordata; Mammalia; Carnivora; Felidae. Bases 129 to 1352 code for a protein of 407 amino acids. Gene Ontology annotation, biological process: malate-aspartate shuttle; L-glutamate transmembrane transport; aspartate transmembrane transport. Gene Ontology annotation, molecular function: L-aspartate transmembrane transporter activity; L-glutamate transmembrane transporter activity.
UUUACAGGUGUGGGAGGUGGGAGAGAAGCUGGGGACCCAGAGUAGAGGAUGGCUUAGUGACGACCUGCCCCAGGGGAAGGGGCUGUGUGGGUAUGAAGAGGGAGGGCCACUAACGAUACCAAAAGAGGAUGGUAAACCAACCCUUCCUGCAGUUCCUGCAGUUCAGCAGUGAUCUGGCCUAUAUCUUGGCAUCCAGAAAAGACAGAAGGUUCCUUACUAAAAGCAGAGGAGGAAACGGGCCUGCGGAGGCUCAUCAGGAGGGUGGCUCAGGCCAGUCUCCACUGACACCCGUGUUCUCUCCACUCUGCUGCGGUGGGCCACAGUCCAGGACACAGGCACCACAUCUGCCUCGGCCAGCCAUCUCCCUGAGGAGCCAGCAGCCUGUGUCCCAGGGACCCACCAGCAGAAUGUCCAGCCAGGAUUUGAGUAUUACAGCAAAACUCAUCAAUGGAGGUGUGGCAGGGCUUGUUGGAGUAACUUGUGUGUUCCCCAUCGACUUGGCCAAGACUCGGCUGCAGAAUCAACAUGGAAAAGAUAUCUACAAAGGAAUGAUAGACUGCCUGGUGAAAACUGCCAGGGCGGAAGGCUUCUUGGGCAUGUACCGAGGGGCUGCAGUGAACCUAACCUUGGUCACCCCAGAGAAGGCCAUCAAGCUGGCAGCCAAUGACUUCUUCCGGCAGCUGCUAAUGGAGGAUGGGAUGCAGCGGAACCUGAAGAUGGAGAUGCUAGCUGGAUGUGGAGCUGGAAUGUGCCAAGUGGUGGUCACUUGUCCCAUGGAAAUGCUCAAGAUUCAGCUGCAGGAUGCUGGCCGCUUGGUUCAUCGUCAGGGCUCGGCCUCAGCGCCUUCCUCCUCCAGGUCCUACACUACCCGCUCGGCUCCCACCCACAAGCGCCCGUCUGCCACCCUUAUUGCCUGGGAACUACUUCGCACCCGGGGCCUGUCUGGUCUCUAUAAGGGUCUGGGCGCCACUCUCCUCAGAGACAUUCCCUUCUCCAUCAUCUACUUCCCACUGUUUGCCAACCUUAACAACCUUGGGUUCAACGAGCGUACCGGGAAGGCCUCCUUUGCUCAUUCCUUUAUGUCAGGCUGUGUUGCGGGUUCCAUAGCUGCUGUCACAGUAACACCUCUGGACGUUUUGAAAACUCGAAUCCAAACCCUCAAAAAAGGCCUGGGUGAGGACAGCUACAGUGGGAUCACCGACUGCGCCAGGAAAAUCUGGAUUCAGGAGGGACCAUCCGCCCUCAUGAAGGGAGCAGGCUGCCGGGCCCUGGUCAUAGCCCCUCUCUUUGGGAUUGCCCAAGGGGUCUACUUCAUUGGUAUUGGAGAGCGGAUCUUAAAGUGUUUCGAGUAGAGAGUUGGAGCUCAAGUCCCUUUACUUGCUGCCAGCUCUCUAGCAUAUUCUACUUAGAGAGGGAUGAGCAAGACAUCCCCCAUGUCAUACUCUGUCCUCUAACCUGUAGUGCUACCUCACUCUCAGAAGACACACUCUUAUCCCAAUAAGCAAGCUGGGUAUGGUCCCGUUCUCCCUUCGUGAUAUCCGCAUCUGUUUUUUGGCGGGGUUAUAGCUACCAGGGAGCUUCAGAAGCCCUUAACCACCUACUUUUCAACAGCAAACAUAGUAUGUGCUUGGGGUGUAUUAACUGCGGGACCCUAACACAUAGUAAGAUAGAGGGGUUGUUUCUCCAUUUUACAUUUCUACUUCACACUCAAACUCCAUACACUUGAGUCAGUUUGAAGAUUUAGUGUUAUUUCUGAGUUAAAUAACUUAUGGUUAGUUCUAGCACUGAUUUGGGGGAAAAGGAGGAUCAGAAGUUCAAAGGGACCAUGAAAGCCCUAAAAGUCAGCACCUCGUUCAAAACCAAGCAGCUGAGAGAUUAGGCCGAUGAGCGGCCUGGGCUGUCAGGGUGGCUGUCCUGCACCACACAGACUCUCACAGAACAAUGUCCAUGGAACCUGGUUUUAAAUAAAACUGAUUAAACUCUC